AUGGCGCCCAGGGCCCGCAACCUGCGGCGGAAAGAACUGGCCGGAGGCCCAGCGACGCUGGAGGCGGAGGGCGCCCAGGACCCCGGGCCGAGCCUCCGGAUGGAGCGGGCCAGAGAGGGCAUGCGGAGCCCUCCGUCUGGCAUGGCCAGCGUGCGGGUGCGGGAGCUGAGCUGGCCGGGCCUGCACAACCCCUGCCCGCAGAGCACGGCCCUCAGGGAGCAACUGAUGGAGGGGUGCCUGUCCCCCAUCAGGCUGCAGGCGCUAGCCCAGGUGGAUGACCUGCGCACCGUCCACACCCUGGAGAUGUGUGUGGACACCCACAGGAACAGCCUGGGGAACUUCGGGGUACACCUGCCCAACCUGAGCCAACUGAAGCUGAAUGGCAGCCGCCUGGCCUCCGUGAGGGACCUGGGCACGUCCCUGGGUCGCCUGCAGGUGCUCUGGCUAGCUCGCUGUGGCCUGCCUGACCUGGACGGCAUAAGCUCCUUCCCAGCCCUGAAGGAACUCUAUGUCUCUUUCAACAACGUCUCAGACCUGAGCCCGCUGUGCCUGCUCCAGCAGCUGGAGGUGCUGGACCUGGAGGGCAACAGCGUGGAGGACCUGGGCCAGGUGCGCUACCUGCAGCUGUGUCCCCAGCUGGCCACACUCACCCUGCAGGGCAACCUGGUGUGCCUGCGGCCAGACCCUGGCCCCUCCAACAAGGCUCCCCGAGGCUACAACUACCGGGCAGAGGUGUGCAGACUCAUCCCGCAGCUGCAGGUCCUGGACGAGGCCCCGGCCGCACAGACCGGCCUGCCAGCCACCCGGACACUGACAGAGGACUGGCUCAUGGUGAAAGAGGCCAUCAGGGAGGGUGGCAUGCUGGACGGCCUGCUGCCCGGGCUGGACCGUCCUCAUGGGGCCCCUAGGCAACGACAGAGCACCAAAUUGUCUGUGCCUGAGGCUCAGCCCCGGACCCCCAGCCCGUGGCCCCUGUCCCUCCUGAUUCCUGGGGGUCCCCUGCUGGAAAGCUUGCACCCUGAAGAUCCAGCCCCAGAGGACAAUGUCAGCAACCUCACCCACGGUGUCAGCCAUGUCCUCUGCGGGAACCCCACCAAAGGCCUUUGGGAACGCAGACACCACUGUCAGACCUGGGUGCCCCCAGAACAGCUGUCCCUGCCCCGCCACCAGCUGGGGGACCUUGCAGCCCACGCCUCUGCCUCACGGCUGGACCCUGCAGACAGCCCUGACCUCCUGUCCAAGCUCCUGACCUGGAGGGAGCUAUCCCAACGGCAUCGGGAGCCCUCAGAGGAAGGGACAGGAGCCCUGCAGGGUCCUCGGAGGUACCCUACAGAGCAGCAGGAGGAGGCCAGGCCCCAGGCCGCCAAGGGGCCUCUGGGCCCAGCCCCAGAGCACUCAGCAGGCCCCGCCCGCGAGCUGAUGCCUUCUCCCCCCAAGAACCGGGCACCACCGGGUCCUGGCUCUGGCUCCUGGGGGUCAUCUAAGAAGCCCUUCAGGGGGCGCCGACUCAGGGGCCUGGGGCCAGAGCUGGCAGCUGGGACUGCCCUGAAAGGCCAGGACGUGGCCUCAGGCCAGAGCCUGAGAGCCCAGGAAUGCCCCACCCCACAGCCCCUCUUGGACGCGGCCCCCAGACACCAAGCCAGUUUCCAGUGCUUCCAGGCCCUCGGCCCCAUCAUUCCAGCCCACCCCCACCCCUAG
Messenger RNA from Echinops telfairi (small Madagascar hedgehog), 1698 nucleotides. RefSeq names its product leucine rich repeat containing 56 (gene LRRC56). The transcript is spliced from 12 exons. The coding region runs from base 1 to 1698 and encodes 565 amino acids. NCBI's taxonomy places the organism in Eukaryota, Metazoa, Chordata, Mammalia, Afrosoricida, Tenrecidae. The record is from RefSeq and is a predicted model, not a curated record. Gene Ontology annotation, molecular function: protein binding.